GUGCCACUUGAACCGAACAAGCUCGACUAAAGAUUCUAACCGGAAAGUAAACAAACGCAACCCCGGAUCGACUUGCCACCAACGUUACUGUCCCACGUUGUUACUUUGCUACACUUCGUCUCUCUCUCUCUCUCUCACAUAUACAUUCUUACAUCUUUUUUUCUCUCUUUCCGGCGCACUUUCACCGAUCUCAUCGGCAUGAGUACCGGCGAGCUUCUCAGCAUCGAGCCUCAGGAGCUCCAAUUCCCAUUUGACUUGAGGAAGCAGAUCUCGUGUUCCCUUCAGCUGUUAAAUAAGAGCGACAAUUUUGUGGCUUUCAAGGUUAAAACAACGAAUCCAAAAAAGUACUGUGUUAGGCCUAAUACUGGAGUUGUGUCGCCUAGGUCCACAUGUGAUGUUAUUGUUACAAUGCAAGCACAAAAGGAGAUGCCUCCCGAUAUGCAAUGCAAGGACAAAUUUUUACUUCAGAGUGUAGUUGCAAGUCCUGGGGCUACUUCAAAGGAUAUUAAUGCAGAGAUGUUCACUAAGGAAGCACAGCAUCUUGUUGAAGAGUGCAAAUUGAGGGUUGUUUAUGUUGCUCCACCUAGACCACCAUCACCAGUUCGAGAAGAAUCAGAGGAAGCUUCUUCACCUAGAGCUUCGGUGUCAGACAAUGGAAAUCUGAGUGCUUCUGAACGUACAAUUGUUUCAAAAGCUUAUCUUGAGAGACACGAGCCUCAAGAUAAUUCAUUUGAGGCAAGCUCCCUGAUUUCCAAGCUGACUGAGGAGAAAAAUUUUGCUAUUCAGCAUAACAAACAGCUUCGACAAGAAUUGGAGCUGUUGAGGCAUCAGUCCAGAAGAAGUCGUGGCGGUAUCUCAUUUAUAUAUGUUGUUUUUGUUGCCUUGCUGGGUGUCAUUUUGGGGUACCUCAUGAAAAGGACAUGAUUAAUCAAGUUGCUGCCAUUGCCUUCAGUUUCACAUCCUGGAAUGUAAACUGUUCAAGACAUGAUUGGUGGAAUUCCUCUUUAUUGGUCUAUAUGGUUAUGACCCAAGAGAAACAUGAUGUUGUGACCGGUGACAGGGAAUUGUUGUUCAUUGUAUUAUUGUUACCAACUGUUGAUGGUAAGUUUAGAGAAUUUAAUAGGUUCUGUAAUUGCUAGUCCAACCUAACUAAAUUGUGACCUUCUGAUGAAUAUUCCUUGCCCAUCUUUCCUCUUUCCACUUUAUGUUGAUAGCGUGUUUGUAAUUUUCA
Messenger RNA from Jatropha curcas, 1231 nucleotides. Its product is annotated as vesicle-associated protein 1-2. Lineage: Eukaryota; Viridiplantae; Streptophyta; Magnoliopsida; Malpighiales; Euphorbiaceae. The record is from RefSeq and is a predicted model, not a curated record. Gene Ontology annotation, biological process: endoplasmic reticulum membrane organization. Gene Ontology annotation, cellular component: plasma membrane; endoplasmic reticulum membrane.